This is a messenger RNA of Adineta steineri, 969 nucleotides long. NCBI's taxonomy places the organism in Eukaryota, Metazoa, Rotifera, Eurotatoria, Adinetida, Adinetidae. The record is from the annotation of a GenBank genome assembly.
AUGAUGAACAAUCAUCGUAUUCUUUAUUUGACUAUAUUCGUUCUAUUUCUAUUCGAUUUAACGAUAUCAGCUACACCUAAUUGUCCUGUUGAAGCGGAUCCGACAACAAUUCUUAGUUGUGUAGCUAUCGAUGCUGUCGGUUUAGUUCAAGCAACAAAAGGUAAUAUACGAGCUUUUUGUACUAUGGCUGAACGUUUUAUGGAAUGUCUUAAAACAAAAACAAGAGGAUGUAUUGGAGAAGAUUUUGUACGUGGAUCUCUUUCCGAAUUAAUUGAACUGUCACAAAAAUGUUGUGUCAAUAAAGGAGAAAGAAUGAGUGAAGAAUGUCCAUUUGUUUCAAAACCACAAUGUUUUUAUAUGACUGAUAUGGCAACAUCUCCAAAAGGAAACGAAAUUCCUAUAAAAGAUCUUCAAAUAGGUGAAAAAGUACUCGCAAUUGAUCAUAAUGAUCAAAUCGUUUCGACAGAAAUCGUGUCAUUUCUACAUUAUGAAAAUAAUUCUCAAACUUUUUUCUAUAUAUUCACAACUGAAACGGGUCAUCAAAUAUCUGUAACAUCCGAUCAUCUAAUGUUUAUUGGAAAUCAAACAUACAUUCAAGCUCGUUUUAUUGAUCUUACACAACAUAAUCUCUAUAUUAUGGGAAGUAAUGGUCAAUUACAACCAUCACGUAUUCGUUCAAUUGAUGUUCAGCUUAAACAGGGAUAUGCGACACCAAUAACUCAACAUGGAACAUUAAUUGUCAAUAAUAUUAGUGCAUCAUGUUAUUCAUCGAUCUAUCAUCAUAAUUUAGGUCAUAUGGCAAUGGCACCUUUACGUUGGUUUCAUCAUGCUAAACAAAUAUUUGGUGUUGUCAAUAAUAAUGAAAUGAUUAAAAAUGGUAUUCAUUGGUAUCCACGAACACUAAAUAAUUUCUUGCAUAUAUUUCGUCCCUUAGCAAAUGUAUUUACAACUACAAUGGGAAAUAUUUAA